GCCCUUACUUUAAAGUUCUUCUGGAAUUACUCGUACAGCACUGUUCUUUUUCCAUCUUCAUUUCCCCAUUCUAUUUCCCUGGCAAUUACGCAAAAAGGAUUUGGAACUUCACCAAUCCUUUUCUAUUUCAUACUUUUCACUCGCUUUUUUCGUUUAUAUUACUAGACUUGAGUUGGUAUUUAAUCUAAGGUGGUUAGUUCUACUUGUCGCUCUUUCGCAGAUGCGACGUACUUCUGUGUCUCUCCCAUCGAAGAGUACAUCACACGAUCCUCACGAGAAACUUGCAAGAUAUAACAAAUCGGGCGCAAACGAAAGCGCCGCUUCCAAGCUGGAGAAAUCAAAGAACGCCAUGAUGACCCAAAGCCAGCGGUCAAGGUACAUGAAGACAGGAGGAAUCCUGCUCUUCGUCGUGUUCUUAUUCUACUACCUGUCCCCAAGUGGAACCCAGGUAUCAAACACUGGUAUGCCAUCUGGAUACAUUUAAUAUCACUCUCUAACAUAUAAUAGUUGGAAAUACCGCCGAUGCAGUUAAAGGUGGAAAUAAUGGGCAAUCACCAUCCGACUCGACAUAUGGGACAACGAAGUGCUCGAAAUCCUUUAGCAAGUCGAAGCCGAUUGUUCAAUAUGCUAUCAUGAUUGAUGCUGGCAGUACCGGAUCUAGAGUUCACGUAUAUAAAUUUAAUAAUUGCGGCCCCACGCCAGAGUUGGAGCAUGAGGAAUUCAAAAUGACUGAAAAGAAAGAGGGUGGUUCUGGAUUGAGCUCUUAUGGAGCUGAUGCCGAAGGAGCUGCAAAGAGUCUCGACAUGCUUAUGGAUGUUGCAGUGAAAACUGUUCCCGACGCACUCAAAUCUUGCACCCCUGUAGCUGUCAAGGCUACUGCUGGUCUACGAAAACUUGGUCCGGAAUUGAGCGCCAAUAUUCUAAAGGCUGUUCGUACCAGAUUGGAAACUGUCUAUCCCUUCGCAGUUGUAUCUGAUGAGAAGGGCGGAGUCCAGGUUAUGGACGGUACUGAUGAAGGUGUUUACGCUUGGAUCACUACCAACUUUUUACUCGGCAACAUUGGAGGUCCCGCUCCCGGAGAUACUGCAGCAGUUUUCGAUCUUGGUGGAGGAUCAACCCAAGUUGUUUUCGAACCCAAAUUCAAAUUACCGGAGAAGAUGGCUGAAGGUGACCACAAAUAUAAGCUUACUUUUGGCGGAAGAGAUUUCGAGCUUUACCAACAUUCUCACUUGGGAUAUGGUCUCAUGGCAGCCCGUGAAACGAUCCACAAGACUCUCAUUGAUGACAUUCAUGCAGCUAAUCCUUUGGAUCUCUCCUGGACCGCAUCACCAAUCAUCAAUCCUUGUAUUGCACCAGGCAUGAAUCGAUCCAUCGAUAUUGCAUUUGAUGAGAAGCAUCCUCUUCGUGCUAAGUUGGGAGAGAAGAAUGAAUUCGUCAUGAAGGGUCCUUCUUCACCAUCUCCAGCUCAAUGCCGCAAACUAGCAGAGAAGAUGUUGUUCAAGGAAGCCGAAUGUAAAGUUGCACCUUGCUCUUUCAAUGGUGUUCAUCAACCUUCUUUAGAAAAGACCUUCCAGCAUGAGGAUGUCUACACUUUCUCAUACUUCUUUGACCGUACCGACCCUCUUGGCAUGCCAGAAUCCUUUACUCUACGGGAAUUGCAUGAUCUUACAAGCCAGGUUUGUGGUGGCGAGUCUCAUUGGGAUAUGUUUAGAGGUGUUCCUGAUGCCCUCAAGGAAUUGAGGGAUAGACCCGAAUGGUGCCUUGAUCUGAAUUUCAUGAUGGCUUUGUUGCACACGGGUUACGAAAUGCCAAUUGAUAGAGAGGUUAAGAUUGCAAAGAAGCUCAAGGGUAAUGAGCUUGGAUGGUGUCUUGGUGCUAGGUAUGUUUCAUUCCCCUCUUAUUAAAUACUCUAUCUAACAACGAACAGUCUCCCAUUGCUUGAGGCUGGCUCCGGAUGGAAAUGCCGUGUCAAGGAAAUCUCAUAGAUGGUCAUGUAAUGAGCCUCUAGAUAUGUAUGAUUCAUGGAUGAUUGGCGUAAUGAAGGGAUUGAUUCCGAAAGAUCAUUUAAGACUUAGAGGCAUCACAGCUGUGUUUAUACAACGGCUUUGAUCGAGUAAAUAAUUCAUGACAUUUUAUUCUUUUCCCUGCCCAUUAUGAAAUAGAUUACUCUCUGGGUAUUCUGCGUUGCAUUUUAC
This is a messenger RNA of Sclerotinia trifoliorum, 2195 nucleotides long. Lineage: Eukaryota; Fungi; Ascomycota; Leotiomycetes; Helotiales; Sclerotiniaceae. The record is from the annotation of a GenBank genome assembly.